CUUCUCCACAACGCCAACUUUACCAUGCAAUUGCUCCAACUUGAUCAACGUUAAACUAUUAACUACACAUUUUGCUUUGCAUUAUAUUUAAUUAAUUUCCAAUUUCCUCCAUUAACCCAAAUCUACAGUCAGUUUUACUGACGAUAUACAUUAAUUUGUAUUCCUUGAUCACAUGCAUGCAUGUAGAACAUAUAAACGUGUGAAAAAAUUUAAGAAAUUUAUUGAGGAAUAGUCAACAAUUUUUGUUCUUUCUGGAUGACCUCAUUUCCACUCUAAUGAUGUCAUUCUAUUAUAUGAUUUAUUAAUUUCAUUCUCCUAUUAUUAAGAGGAUUACUCUUUUUCAUUUUUUUUUUAUGAAAAGUGAAGGGGUGACAAUUAAUCCUUGUUGUUUCGGAUCUCAUAAGUGGAUUUAACAAUUCAAAUUGUUGGCUCCAUCCGCCUUUGCGCCAAGCUGAAAAUUCGAAUUAAUUGCUGAUAUUCAAAUAUUGGGUUUCAUGUUGUGGUUCUGAGGGGGGUGAGCAUGGUGAAAAUGGUGGCCCUAUUACUCUUCGUCAUUUUACUCAGCCACAGCUUCGCCAAUGCCGAUACAGAUUCUUCUGACGGAGACUAUGAUUUUCAGCUUCUGCCCUGAGAGUGAUGUACAGUUCUCUAAAUUCACCGGGGCAGCUUACGAAGUGGAGUUCAUCAGAUGGUGAUCCUUGUGGAGAAUCCUGGAAAGGCAUAACUUGCUCAGGCAAUAGAGUAACUGAAAUCCAGAUAUCUGGUCUAGGACUCUCUGGAUCAAUGGGAUACCAAUUAACGAGUCUAACAUCCCUGAUCAACCUCGACAUAAGCAAUAAUAAUCUCGGAAACCAGAUACCUUACCAGCUUCCUCCAAAUGUGCAGAGACUUAACCUUGCUGGUAAUGGUUUUACCGGUGGCAUACCUUAUUCCGUUUCACAAAUUACUUCCCUUCAAUACUUAAAUGUCAGUCAUAAUCAGAUUCAAGGAGAACUGAGCGAAAUUUUUGGAUCACUUUCUUCUCUCAACACAUUGGAUAUCUCUCUCAAUUCAAUGACUGGUAAACUUCCGCAAAGCUUCAAGUCACUGACUAGCAUGAAGAAAAUAUACCUUCAGAACAACCAGUUUACUGGAAAUGUUGAUGUCCUCGCCAAUCUUCCACUUGACGAUCUGAACAUUGAAAACAAUCAGUUUACUGGUGAGAUUCCUGAGAAGCUAAAAGGGAUAAUGCAGAAAUCUAAUAGCAACACUAAGAGCUCAGGGCCUGCGCCUCCAUCUCCACCUGGUGCACCCCCUGCGAAAAAGUCCACUCAAAGUCACAAAUCUGGAGGCAAUAGCAGCCCUUCUAGUGGUAAAGAUGGCAGUCAUAAUGGUGAGAAAUCUGGAAUAAGCAGUGGACGCGUUGCAGGCAUAGUGAUAUCACUUUCAGUGGUUGGAGCAGUUGCAGUAAUCUUCAUUGUCAAGAAAAGACGCAGAAAGUCCUCAACAGACAUAGAAAAACUUGACGUUGAGCCAUUUGUUCUCCAGUCACAGAAAGUACAAGAUGUGAAACUCAGCCAAACUUCAUCCGCAACAAGCAUGGACGCUACUGAAACUCCCACAGCAGUGACUCUAAAACCUCCACCUAUUAAUCAUCAUAAAUCCGUUAGUGGAGAUGACCUUUCAGCAAAACUCAUUAUUCUGCAGAAGAAAACUCGUACAACUGAAACAAAAGCUGUGCAAUAUUCAAUUGCAGAUGUACAAAUGGCUACUGAUAGCUUCAGCGUUGAAAACCUUAUUGGUGAUGGAUCCAUUGGGAGUGUAUAUCGGGCUCAUUUUGGCAAUGGCAAAGUUCUCACUGUCAAGAAACUUUAUUCAUCUGAGCUCCGGAAUCCUGAAGAUUUUCUCAAGAUGGUUCCUGACAUAUCCCAGCUGGACCAUCCAAAUGUAACGGAACUGGUUGGUUAUUGUUCAGAAGAUGGGCAGCACUUGCUGGUUCAUGAAUUCCACGAAAAUGGUUCUCUGCAUGAUUUCCUACAUAAGAUGGAUGACGAUAACACGCGACUAACAUGGGAUACAAGAGUCAAGAUUGCACUUGGCACAGCAAAAGCACUCGAGUACCUACAUGAAGCUUGUUCUCCAUCUUUAGUUCAUAAAAAUAUCAAAUCUGAAAAUAUUUUACUUGAUGCUGAUCUCAAUCCUCAUCUAUCAGACAGUGGGUUGGCAAACCUUAUGGCUGAUGUAGAUCAGGGAUUGAACCAUAAUAUAGAAUCUGGAUAUGGCGCACCCGAGGCUGCAAUAUCUGGAAAAUGUACUACCAAGAGUGAUGUAUACAGCUUUGGAGUUGUUAUGUUGGAACUUUUCUCUGGACGAAAACCUUUCGAUCGCUCAAGACCAAGAUCUGAACAGUCUUUAGUUAGAUGGGCUACCCCUCAGCUCCAUGAUAUUGAUGCCUUGGAAAAGAUGGUCGAUCCAUCGCUCACUGGACUCUACUCUAUAAAAUCUUUGUCCCGGUUUGCUGAUGUUAUUGCUCUCUGUGUUCAGCCUGAGCCUGAGUUCCGGCCACCUAUGUCUGAAGUGGUUCAAGCAUUAGUCAGACUAGUGCAACGAGCAAACAUGAGCAAGAGGUUACACAGUGAUGAUCAGGACUGAAUGGACGAAGAGAUGUUCAGGACCUGCUGACUUGUUCAACAAAUAGUUCUCGUAAACUGUUUGAUGUUUAUGGAGACCCAGAAUAUCUUUUUCUGUAGAGUGUAUUCAAUUAAAUACCAUAUGCACAAUAUAUAUAUUGUCUGAUCUGCUAUUCAUACACAAAUUCUCUCUA
Messenger RNA from Capsicum annuum, 2803 nucleotides. Its product is annotated as protein STRUBBELIG-RECEPTOR FAMILY 6. The record is from RefSeq and is a predicted model, not a curated record. Gene Ontology annotation, molecular function: protein binding; ATP binding; protein kinase activity. Lineage: Eukaryota; Viridiplantae; Streptophyta; Magnoliopsida; Solanales; Solanaceae. The coding region runs from base 637 to 2631 and encodes 664 amino acids. Gene Ontology annotation, biological process: protein phosphorylation. The transcript has 16 exons.